GCCCCCUUGAUCAACACUGCACGCGAGCGCUGUCUGAAGAGUCAAGACUCGAUAGAUUGAAGGCUAUAGACAAGAACACGCCGAACAGAUCCAUCAGCUAGCUGUAUGCGGUCAAGCUCAGAGGAGGGAAGAGCCUUUCAACAGUUACUUACUGCGUUCCUUAUCGAUUACAAGUUGACUUGCUCCACCAAUCGGCCAGUAGGCGGCGAGCAGCCAGUCAUGAUCUGCACACCGUCCUGAACAUCUUCCUCGUCGUCUGGACAACAUAUCUUACGUUCGGGACACGCUAGACGACGCGCAGAGCUGCUAUAAAGCGCAGAUCACCACCGGAAACCUGUUACCUCCCCAUCUUUACACAACAACUCGUUCUGGGCCCCCAUGUUCUCUCCCGACACCGAGACGUUCUCGACCCCGCCUACCACACCCCUCAUGCCCGAGAUGCCGCCAUCGCUUUCUCGCAGGACGAGCCGCCCAUCGAAUCUCCACUUAUCCCAUAACUCCUCGGACUGGACGCCGGGCAUCGUCCUCGACCCGCAGCAAUCGCCCGAGAUCGCAUCCGGGAAGACCCAGGGCGGUAAUGGCACACCUGCGUCCACGAACGGCACCAAGGUUAACGGCACCGCCGUGACCAUAGAAGGGCCUCCUCUCUUGUCGAAUACUCCCACCAUCACACACCACUCGGUUCCGAUUCCACAACCACCACGCCGCGUCCCCUCACCUGCUAUCGCAUCCCCCUGCUUUUUGCAUUCGAAACUACAAGGCCCAUCUCUCAUGGAUUGGCUGGGGUCGUUCGUUUCCCCCGACCAGAACGAGGCUCGAGGGCGCAGCGAGAACGGGCAUGUUCACCAGGACGGGACGGCAUCGGACUACAGUGACCCCCACUCGCCAUACGGGGACGACGAUGACGAACGGCAGUACGCCCCAAGCAUCACUAAACAGCUUGCCGCCACCGCGGUUGGGGUACGGGAAGUGAGCAAAAAGCUUGGUCGUACCCGCGUCCACUCCCACAUCCAGAGCAUCCUCAUUGUAACCAAGGCGCGCGACAACCGUCUCAUUAAGCUCACCCGCGAGCUCGCGCUAUACCUCAUGAAGAAGAAGCGGCAAGGGAGCAGCGAGCGGGGAAUUAUCGUUUACGUCGACGCGCAGCUCAGGGCGUCGCGACGAUUCGAUGCUGCCGGACUGGAGCGCGACCAUCCCGAGCUAUUUGCGCCUUUCCCGAAACGGCGCACAUCAAGCAGCUCAUCUCUUGCUUCCGCGUAUAACGGCGACAACAUGCCAUCCGUCGAGGGCCAACUGCGGUAUUGGACAGCCGACAUGUGCAGUCGAAGCCCCCAUCUGUUUGACUUCGUCGUAACACUCGGCGGAGAUGGAACGGUGCUCUUUACGUCGUGGCUGUUCCAGAGGAUCGUCCCGCCGGUUCUUCCGUUCGCGCUCGGUUCCCUCGGGUUCCUCACAAACUUCGACUUCGCGAACCACCAGAAAGUGAUGGAUAAUGCCAUCGACAAUGGCAUCCGUGUCAACCUGCGCAUGCGGUUCACGUGCACGGUGUACCGUGCCAUAUCUCCUGACAAGAGUAGCAAGGCCUGCCGUGCUAUCAAGAGGGGUGAUACUGGGGAGAUUCUCAUGCGCAACGUCGAACAGGGGGGUUGGGAUGCGUUGGAGAGCGGCAUCCAGACGGAAGGCAAGGCAGGGGCGAAGGACAAGGAGAUCAUGUGUUUUUCAACAAGACCGGUCGAGUGCUUCGAAGUUAUCAACGACCUGGUCGUUGACCGUGGGCCCAGCCCUUACGUCAGUUUGCUCGAGUUGUUCGCCGACGAGGACCAUCUUACCACCGUCCAGGCUGAUGGCCUGUGUGUCGCGACCCCUACGGGUUCCACCGCGUACUCAUUAUCGGCCGGCGGCUCACUAUGCCAUCCGGAGAUUCCUGCAAUACUCAUCUCGCCUAUCUGCCCCCACACCCUCUCUUUCAGACCAAUGCUUCUUCCUGACACUAUGGAGCUGCGUGUAUGCGUGCCGUUUAACUCGCGGAGUACCGCCUGGGCCUCGUUUGAUGGUCGCGGCCGUGUUGAGCUCAAACAGGGUGACCACAUCAAGAUCACCGCCUCCAAGUACCCAUUCCCGACCGUCUGCGCGGAGUCCCAAUCCCGCGAUUGGUUCCAUUCGAUCUCACGGACGCUCAAGUGGAACGAACGUGAACGGCAGAAAUCGUUCGUGGUCGUGGAAGAGAGCCCGUCGCACAAGUCGCGCAAGCUUCCCGCCGAAGGUCAUCCGACACCCCGCCAGCAACAGCAUACCCUCGCGAAACAAGGCGGCUCUGACGAACUAGACGAGGAGGACGAGACCACCGACUCCGACGGAGAGGAGGAGGAGGAAGAGAAGUACGACAUAGACGACCUCUCCUCGGCCGAAUCGCCGAACGGCUCGAACGGCUCGGACCCCAGCAAGCUCAGCCCAUCGCAAGCCAAACUCGGCGCGCAGAAGGUGCACGAGAGCACGGAGAACGGGCACGUGAACGGGCAGCAAGACGCGGAGAAUGCGGCGCGGCUGCUCGCUCAGGGCAACCCGUACCUCCAGGCGCCGCACGACGUCCCCAGCUCCGGCCUCAAGUCUGGCGUCGACACGCCCGACCGCUUCGCCGGCCCGCAUCCACACCCUCCCCGUGUCUCCCCGCGCCACGUUCAGUUUGCCGCGGCGCUCUCGACAUCCUCAUCCUCGUCAUCCAUCGCAGCACAGGCGGAUGUGCGCGGCGAGCGGGGAGACCGCGACGACAUUCGCGGGCCGCGCUCGGCACAUCUGAGCACGCGUGUGCGGAUACCGCAUGAUCGCGACCUCGAUGGCGAGAGCAUGAAGACGCCGACGCCUGUGGACCCGCCUCAGCGGCAUCCUUUCGCGCCCCGGAGCCGCUCGCGGUCGCGCGACGCUGCGCCGCAACGGCGCGCGUUCGCAGUGUGGGGUCAGGACGAGAGCGAUAGCGCGGCGAGUGACAGUGACGCGGACCCAUAGAGCAGCGCGCUCUGGCACCCUCCCGCAGCAUGCGCUCGCUACUUAGAAUCGAGCAGUAUCUGGGCGGGUGUAUGAGAAAUGGGGGUUUUGGAUGGAAUGGCAUAGAAAGCAAUGUAACGUAGUUCUAGGCAUGCUCUUGCUCCUCAAGACUGGAUACGCUCACGAUCGCACUCACGGCUGUAACUUUAUAUGGAGAUGACAGAAGGAAUAUGAAGCAUUGGUUUGGUUCUGUCUCUUACGCAGUUGAGUUUCAUACACGAGAGCCUUAGCAGAUAGUGCUGAGUGGAGGUGAUGUAUAUUGUACAAGUGCUUCUUCUGAUACGUUCAUGCCAUGCGCCUAGAAAUACGCCGUAUUCCGCAACGCGAAGCGUUCCAGCUUCCGAUAGUCAGGACGGUCCUUCGCCACCGCCCAGAUCCACGCAUCCAGCUCAGGGAGGGUGAUGCCCUUCAACCACACAAGCUCCUCGCCCGCGUCCAGCUCCUUCGCCGCGUCCACGAUCAGCUCGCACGCGUCGAUCGCCGCCGCGCGCAACAUGUACGCCUGCUCGACCGUCAGCAGCGGGCCCUCCUUCGGCACCUCCUUUAUCUUCUUCACCGCGGGGUCUACGGGCUCGGCAGCGGCGAGCAGCGCCUGCAGCCGCGCGGGGUCCUGCGCGUCCGGGAAGAGCUGUGGGAGGCCGAGCGCGGGGUCGGCGUUGGUGAGGUCGAUUACGCCGAGGUGGACGAGCAACGAGGGGAUGACGUUGUCGGAGAAGAUGGGGAGGUGCUCGGUGCGCGGGAUGGGCAUCGCAGAGGAUUCGGACUUUCCGAAACGGAGGGCGACGGCGUGCAUGGUGAGCAGCGCCUUCUUGAAGCAGUAUACGGGUUCGCCGUAGACGAGUGCCAUGUCUUGGAAUGCGGGGAUGCCCCGGAUAAGCCGUUCAACGGCGACCUCAGAUUCGUCGUUCCCGGCCUUCUUGGCCUUCUCCCCUUCCUUGAGCGCCUCCAGCACGAAGCUCCCGAGGUCGGGGUAUCCACCAUUCACCAAGGCGUCGCCUGUCUCUCGCAGAGUCUUUGCGAUGAGCUGGACGACCUCCCACACUGGACCUGCGAGCUCGCCCACAGUCAACCCAGGGAUGGUCUCGUGCGGCCGCUCGACGUGGAUGGCGUCGGUCACGCCCAUCAGGUCCGCAACCGUGGCCUCGGUGAUCUCCUGCAUUCCGCGCGCGGAGAAGUGAUCGCCCCCGCUGCUCGAGGAGAUGUAGGCCCCGAAGAUGAAGGCACGGAUGUUGUCGAAGGCGCCGCGCCCUGUGGCUUGGUGCAGGGGAACGCGGUAGCCCGAGGCGAAAUUGAGCAGGGAGAGCAGGGAGAGCACGUUGAGCUCCACAACGGCCGACGGGAAGUUGAGGGGUAGUGUCAUGCCAUGGGCGUGGCGAAGCCGUUCGAAGGUGCUUGUGAAAGCAGGCGCAAGAAGGAAACGUUUGAUAGCCUCCGGAGUGAUCUGAAACGUUCGCUUUUGUGCGGGCUGUCCGAGAAGACUCUCGCACAGAUUUG
This is a messenger RNA of Trametes versicolor FP-101664 SS1, 4536 nucleotides long. RefSeq names its product ATP-NAD kinase. The transcript is spliced from 11 exons. Gene Ontology annotation, molecular function: NAD+ kinase activity. The record is from RefSeq and is a predicted model, not a curated record. NCBI's taxonomy places the organism in Eukaryota, Fungi, Basidiomycota, Agaricomycetes, Polyporales, Polyporaceae. Gene Ontology annotation, biological process: NADP+ biosynthetic process; NAD+ metabolic process. Bases 379 to 3003 code for a protein of 874 amino acids.